Alternaria burnsii is the source of this 1236-nucleotide messenger RNA. RefSeq names its product acetyl-lysine deacetylase. NCBI's taxonomy places the organism in Eukaryota, Fungi, Ascomycota, Dothideomycetes, Pleosporales, Pleosporaceae. Gene Ontology annotation, molecular function: hydrolase activity. The coding region runs from base 1 to 1236 and encodes 411 amino acids. The transcript has 3 exons. The record is from RefSeq and is a predicted model, not a curated record.
AUGGUCUCUACCAAGUCUCUCUUGGCUCUAGUAUUCCUGAGAUCAGCAAUUGCAGCACCUCAAGCUUCGGUAUCGCCAUCAGCUGUCAGCUCUGCCAGUUCACCGGCAUCAAGCUCAGUGACCCUUACUGCCGAGGAGACGGACGAAUUAUUCAGCCUUCAUGAGGAGUUAGUCAACAUCCCGUCCAUAUCCGGAGAUGAAGUGGAAGGCGCAGAGUUCUUAUCGGAAUACCUGUCGAGCUUGGGGUACUAUGUCGAGGAAGUUCCUGUUGGAGACACCGGCACUUUCAAUGUAUUCGCCUAUCCACAAGAACUGAAAGACGAGGGCGUUUGGCCAGAGGUCUUGAUCACUAGCCAUAUUGAUACGGUGCCGCCAUUUUACCCUUUCGAGCGCAGAGAAGAGAAUGGCACAGUCUAUCACUUUGGUCGUGGAACGGUCGACGCAAAAGGACCCGUAGCCACUAUGAUUGUUGCAUCGCACAAGUUCUUUCAGUCCCGCACCGACACCCCUAGUCUUGGCAUGUUGUUCGUUGUCUCCGAAGAGACUGGUGGCGCCGGGAUGAAAGCAUUUGCACAAUAUGCUUCGAACACAACUUUCCGUGCAGGUAUCUUCGGCGAGCCAACAGAAGGAAAACUGGCUAGUGGACACAAAGGCAGUUUACGCGUGGACCUGGAUGUUCUAGGCAAAUCCUCUCACUCCGCCUACCCUUGGCUUGGUGUAAGCGCCAUCAAUUAUCUAACUGAGGCUAUCGUUGCACUUAACAUGCUCGAACCGGCUCUUCCUAGAAGCGAGCUACUCGGCGCCACAACUCUCAAUGCUGGCGUUAUUUCAGGCGGUGUUGCUGGCAACGUUGUGCCUGAACAUGCAAACGCUAGCAUCGUUGUCCGUAUCGCUCGCAGUGAAGACGAUGCAGUCGAGGUUGUUCAGGACAUGAUGGCAGGAAUGCUUUCACCCAUUGUUGCCCGCGCGAAGGCAGCAAACGCUACAUUCGAUGUUCGUUUUUCGAAUACUACAUACCCCGCACCUAUUCUCGAUACCGAUGUCGAGGGUUUAGAGGUAGCUCCAGUUUUCUAUGGUACAGAUAUUCCGAGUUUGCCGCAGGUGGAGAAGAGAUAUUUGUUUGGCACCGGAACGAUUGAAGUUGCACACACGCCGGAUGAGAUGUUGAGUCAAGAUGAACUUGUGCAGGCGGCUGAAGCAUACGGCAUGAUACUUGAAACUUUGUUCUCAGAAUAG